GGGGCAGGCGAUCGCCCGGGGAAGCGGGGGCAGGACGAGGCCGGAGCAGGUGCCCGCUCCGCAGCUGCAGGCAGCCGCAGGGAGCCCCAGCUGUGCCUCUGCCGGUGUGCCCUCCUUAGCCCGCGGUCCCCGCGCUGUGUCCCGCCGCUGACAUGUGUGCCGCCCGGAUGCCUCCCCUGGCGCACAUCUUCCGAGGGACUUUCGUCCACUCCACCUGGACCUGCCCCAUGGAAGUGCUUCGGGAUCAUCUCCUCGGUGUGAGCGACAGCGGCAAAAUAGUGUUUUUAGAAGAAGCAUCUCAACAAGAAAAACUGGCCAAAGAAUGGUGCUUCAAGCCUUGUGAAGUAAGAGAGCUGAGCCACCACGAGUUCUUCAUGCCUGGGCUAGUGGAUACACACAUUCAUGCCCCUCAGUAUUUCUUUGCUGGAAGUAAUGUAGACCUGCCACUUCUGGAGUGGCUGACCAACUACACAUUUCCUGUGGAGCGGAGAUUCCAGAGCAUGGAUUUUGCUGAAGAAGUCUACACCAGAGUAGUUAGGAGAACACUAAAGAAUGGAACAACCACAGCUUGUUACUUUGGAACAAUUCACACUGACUCAUCUCUGCUCCUUGCGGAAAUUACAGAUAAAUUUGGGCAGCGAGCAUUUGUGGGCAAAGUAUGCAUGGAUUUGAAUGAUGCUGUUCCAGAAUACAAGGAGACCACAGAGGAAUCAAUCAAGGAAACAGAGAGAUUUGUGUCAGAAAUGCUUCAAAGGAAUUAUGUUAGAGUGAAGCCCAUAGUGACACCACGUUUUUCCCUUUCCUGCUCUGAGACUUUGAUGGGUGAACUUGGCAACAUCGCUAAAACCCAUGAUUUGCACAUUCAGAGCCAUAUAAGUGAAAAUUGUGAUGAAGUUGAAGCUGUGAAAAACUUAUAUCCCAAUUAUAAACACUACACAGAUGUUUAUGAUAGAAACAAUCUUCUGACAAAUAAGACAGUGAUGGCGCAUGGCUGCUACCUUUCUGCAGAAGAACUUAACAUCUUCAAUGAACGAGGAGCGUCCAUCUCACAUUGUCCCAAUUCUAAUUUAUCAAAGGGGUCAGGAUUAGUGAACUUAUUAAAGCUGUUAUCAGUUAAAGUAGAAAUAAGAUUAAACACAGAUGUGGCUGGUGGUUAUUCCUCAUCCAUGCUUGAUGCCAUCAGAAGAGCAGUGAUGGUUUCCAAUAUCCUUUUAAUUAAUAAGGUAAAUGAGAAAAGUCUCAGCCUCAGAGAAGUCUUCAGACUAGCCACUCUUGGAGGAAGCCAAGCCCUGGGUCUGGAGAGUGAGAUUGGAAACUUUGAAGUGGGUAAAGAAUUUGAUGCCCUUCUGAUCAACCCCAAAGCAUCUGACUCUCCCAUUGAUACGUUUUAUGGAGAUUUUGCUGGAGAUAUUUCCGAGGCUGUUAUCCAGAAGUUCCUCUAUCUAGGAGAUGAUCGAAAUAUUGAGGAGGUUUAUGUGGGUGGCAAGCAGGUGGUUCCAUUUUCCAGCUCAGUGUAAGAAGUUUCCUGGGAUGACAUGGCUCUGCAUCUCCUUUGUGCUCAGGCGUGGUUGGAAAGUCACAAUCAGUACCUUGUUCUUGGGAUGACUAUCUCUUUCUGUGUCUAGUUACAGUAUUCACUUGGUAAACUGCUUGAAGGAAGUGCAGUAAUUCCCAACUCUGGUUGGGAAGUUUCAUAAUUUCAUGAAAAUGUCUCCUUUUAGAGCUGUUCAGAUUUACUUCAAGCUCAAACAGAAGGGGACAUUAUUGCUGGCCGUAUGUCUAUUAUGAGAUUGAAGUGAAAUCUUUUUCCUAUGUGGAAACGUGGAGAGCAAAGAUAUUCCUAUAAGGUUAGAUAUUUUGAGCUAACGAGUAUGAAAAUUACGGAACUAAAAAUUAACCAGUGACCAUAUUUUUAUGAGGGAACAAAAAUUAGACAGUGAACAAAUGUUGGAAAAAAUCACUUCAGAUUGUGUUUGAAAAUUAUAUGCUGAGCAUAAACUUACUGAAUUUUAAAAUGUGUUUCUAGAUUGACCUUGUGUUUUGGAAAUUUGCACUUAAUGGAAUCUGCACUUCACAGAUGUGUUCUUGUUGUGCUUUGCCUUCUUUUGGGGAUGGAUGUCAGGAAUUGAAUGCCAUAUGCUUUUUAAAUAUAGUUCUGUGCUUCAAAGUGUUUGGCAGAAGUUAAGUAUUAAAGAUUUAAAGUCUCUUAGGAAUAUUAUAUAACUACAUGGCAUAAAUAACUGUAUUUUGGUGCACUUUAAAAUCAUCUUAAUUUAUAACUGUGUGAUGUUAUCAUUGCUUCCAUUUUAUUAGAAGAGAAACAAAUUCCAUACACCAUUGUUGUGUAGAAUGGAAUUUUUAAUAAAUCGGGGCAAGUACUGGGUAUCCAUGAGCUAUUGAUACUAUUAGGACAGAUCCCUUUGCAAUGGCCUAUUUUACCCAACCAUAUCCCACAGUUGCUGAAAAUUUUAUACUCAGAUGUCAGUCGGCUAGAAUUUUAAAAUGAAGGACAAAUCUCAUUAAAGAAAUAUUAUUAAAAAAAUUUAAAAACCCUACAUAUUGAAAACACUCCAUUUUCUAAUCUUAAUCCAAUUAUCCAUUUGAUUACUUAUAAUUUUCAGGACAUUAGAACUUUAUGAUAAUGAAAAAUGUGUAGAUGUCCCACGUAAGGUUUCUAUGAACAGGAGCUCAUUAUACUAGGCAUCUAGGAAUAUUAAACAAAGUGAAGAGCAUUAUAUGCUUCCUAAUUAUACAGUGUCCUUUCCCCAAACUCAGAAUUAAAACAAAUUGUAAUCUUAUGAUAAAACCUUAAAAUUACUGAGUCUUAUUUAAAACCUAUAUUUUUAUUAAUUUAUUCCAAGUAUUAUAAAUAAACCAGGAAAGGGAACAGAUUUCUCAACAUGACAUUCAUUCCUGGGGCUCCAGUGUGACUCCUUCAUACUACCUUGCAUUAGAAAACUUUAUAUAACUAAUUCCAUACCUACAAAACUAAGAACAUGAUUUUUCUAUAGUAUAAAUAUUACUUUUACAUAUUCAUCUUAUUUCAGCAGUAAUUUGCCCAGUUUUUUCCCCCAGUAGUAGAAACACUUUUAGAGUUAAAUUUUUUUUAACUUUAUUUUGUUUAUUUUAUUUUAUUUUUUUGAUGUUGAGGAUCAAACCCAGUGCCUCACACAUGCUAGGAAAUCACUCUACCACUCAGCCACAACCCAACCUCAACUUUUAGAUUUAAUUGUAUAUAUGCUACAUCUAAACAUGGAACAAAUUCUUGGUCUUAUUAACAAAAAGUUUGUUUUGUGGGAUAUUAAGUAACUCAGUAAAUCCAAUUACUACUCUCUGUGUGUAUUUCUAGUAUUUCUGAUUCCUGAGCAACAUCAAAGAUGUUCCACAAAACUUAUCCCCAUUUCUCUAUAAUGUUGGCAGAUGCUCCGUGCUCACUCAGUCUCUGCCAAGGAAACUUGAUUACAUAAUGUGGGCUUAGGAACUCAGAUGAAGUGAAAGUCCUUCUAAUAGUGGAGAGCUGCUUCCAGCCUUUGCAAGAUCCUACAUUUUAAUUUAAGGGUGUACAUUUUGAUGUUGAAGUCGGUUUUCAUAUAGAUUCAGGAUUCACAAACAGUAAUAUAAUAGUAUCAGAAGCAGGAACAGUGGCCACAUGCAACCAUUCUGUCGAAUAUACAACUUAGCCCUGGUAGUAUUCUUAAGACCUGAAUAAAUUUUCUAGUAAAAUAGAAUGUGUUGAAAUGUUUACAUGGACUUGGAUCUCUGCAUCCCUUAUAACUUAUGUGUUUUAUUUCCCUGAGUGCAAUGUUCCUGAAUGUUACAUAUGCUUUUCUUCAGUACUUCAGGCCUUAGCCAUACAUGGGGCCAGAUGUUUUGCACUUUGGAAUGUUGCCUUUGCCUAAUGUGAGUUGACUUUCUGAAUUGUGGAGAGGCACUCUUCCAAGCCAGUCCUGUUUGUCCCUUUAUGUUGGAAUGGUUUGCUCUCUGACAGGAAAGAAAGAACUAAAAGCUUGAUGUCCCCCAGCCCAAUCCUGUACCAUUUGCCCCAUUUUCAUGGUCUAUUCCAUGAAAUAUAUUUUAAAAGGUAAAAGCGUCUUCUAUCAUACAUUUACAAAAUAUCUGUGCAACCAAAACAAAAAGUAGGAGAAUCAGCUGAGGUAAAUUUGAUCUUCAAAGGAGAGGGAAACAUGUGAAAGAAAAAAUUAGGAAGUGACAGAUUGUUCUAGCCAUCAACUGAGACCAAGGAGGUUGCUACUCCUUUUUGCUGUUUUUCUAAUUGAAUUGUCAAAGGUUUUACAAUCCAACAGGGUUUCCUGUUGUGCCAGGAGAUUUUUCUAAGUUGAUGCUGUGAGCAUUGAACCCCACUGAAUUUCUCUUUUCUAGUGAGAAGUCUGCAAAUUAAAGGAAGGGAAAUGGUAGAAAAUACUUCCCUGUAUGCUUGGCUGAUUUUGAAGUGUGCCCUUGAAUAUCCCUAUUGGCAACUGAGAUCGUAGGAAGCAUAAUGGGUGCGAGAUCUAGCAAAGGAUUUUGAAUCUUCACUCCCUACCAGACUUUUCCUAUUUUUAAAGCCCUUCACCCUAGAACCAGCCGUAUGGAAAGCUUUUAAGGAAAACUCCAAAGCACAUUGUAUCGUUUCUACCUUGUGCUACACAUGGAAGAUAUCCAGAAAUGGAUGCUUCUGGAACCUAUUGAACAUCUUUUUAUUGUUGUCCAUUUUUUAAAAGUGGAUGUUGCUGCUGGAAACACUCACACACUUAAAAAAGAGUAUUCUUGGGCAUUAAGAGGUGGACUAAGAAGUGUGUUAUGGGCAAUGACUUGAAGUUACUUUUAAAUUGUAGGAAUUGUUAUGAGUUUAAUAAUUUUUUGGUUGGGUUGGGUUUUUUAUUUUUUAUUAUUAUUUGUAAGACUUAUGGGAGAUGUUUGCAAUUUUAGAUCUAGUAGCUACUUUAGGUACAACUUUGGACCUCAGACUUUAUAAUGUUCCUGAAGACAUCAAGGAAAUACACAAAAAGGUAUUAAAGAUGUAUCCAUAGACUGGAAAAGAAAGGACACUGUUAGAAAAUCCUGACAUUGAUCAUUCUGACUGUUUCACACCCAACCUCAUCCCCUUCUCCCUCCAAUAGUCUGGAGUGUGAGAAAACAGAGGGCUGAGGGGUUGGUUUGUGGAUCUAGUUCAAAUUUAGGGAAAUGCAAACAUAAAGCAGGCCAUUGAUGAAAUUAAAUACAAAUUUGAAAAAGGCUUUCACAGUCCAUGGAGUUCAAGUGGCUUGGGUAACAGACGUCAUUCUUAGCUCACUUGUUAUAUGGAAGUGAUUUGCCUGUCCCUUUCCUAUCUAGAAGCCUGUCAGAAAGCAUUCUUCAGUGAAAACCACUUUACCUUGUUGUUAAACUCCUGAUCACUGCUCUUAAGAAUAUAUAUAAAUAUAUAUGUAGUCAUGGGGACAGUUUUCCCCACAGUAUUUGUAUGAUUUGCUUAUUGUUAUUGUGCUGAGUGAUCUCCUUUGUGCUUCGGAAAAAAAUAAAUGAGAUUUUGUGUUUACGUUA
Messenger RNA from Ictidomys tridecemlineatus (thirteen-lined ground squirrel), 5541 nucleotides. The record is from RefSeq and is a predicted model, not a curated record. NCBI's taxonomy places the organism in Eukaryota, Metazoa, Chordata, Mammalia, Rodentia, Sciuridae.